Paramuricea clavata is the source of this 3006-nucleotide messenger RNA. The record is from the annotation of a GenBank genome assembly. Lineage: Eukaryota; Metazoa; Cnidaria; Anthozoa; Malacalcyonacea; Plexauridae.
AUGCAAAUUUGUUUCUUUCGGAACAAACCUGAACUACCACACUUGUGUGUUGAAGACCAGAUCUUAGAAUGUGUAUGGUCGCACAAGGUUCUUGGAUUGAUUAUCCAGGAUGACCUUAAGUGGAACGAACAUAUUUCGGUGAUUGUUACCAAAGCAUCCAAGCGACUGCAUAUCCUACGUGUCCUACGACGGGGAGGGAUUCCACCGCACGACCUUAUCACAAUUUAUUAUGCAUUGAUUAGGUCUACAUUAGAAUAUUGUUGUACAGUAUGGCAUUGUGGUCUACCUAUGUAUCUGUCUGAACAAGUCGAGAAAAUUCAAAAACGUGCACUGAGGAUUAUACUGCCAGGUCGAUCCUACGGUGAAGCGCAAGAAAUGUUGCAGUGUCCUAGGCUGGAUAUACGUCGAGGUGAACUUUGCGAAAAGACGAUGAAAAAUAUUGCAUUGGGCAGUCGUCUUUCUUUCCAUCUAACUCUCACCAGUGAGAACGAACAUGUGUAUAAUUUAAGGAAUUUUAAACAAUUCGCUUCUUUUAAAUGUAGAACUGAUAGAUUUGGUAAUAGUUUUUUCCCUAGCAUGAUUAGUGUUUUAAACAAAUAAUUGUUCUUAGUUAUAAGUUCUUAUUUAAUAAUCUAAUGAUACAUUGUAAUAUAGUUACUUUUAGUAUUGUAAUUCCCAUUCAAAUCAAUUGUAAAACACAUUGUAAUUCAUUUUCAUGCGAUGAUGUGUUAUUAAAAUACCAUUAUUAUUAUUAUUAUUAUUAUUAUUAUAUAUUUUGACACGCUUAAUUUUAUCUAACGAUGUUCAUCCAAAUCCAGGUUCUCAGUUUGGGUCACGAACAAAUAAUUUCACAUUUGGUCAUUUAAAUGCUCGUAGUAAACAAUGAAGAUAAACUUGAUGAAAUUUCUGGGCUAAUUGAAGAUCACAACGUUGAUAUUUUCGCGGUCUCCGAGACAUGGUUAAAUUCCCAAAUUCCACAAAGUGCAGUUGCCAUACCAGGUUACCGUUCUCCACUAAGACGUGACAGAUCAUUAAAUCAACGAGUCGGUGGUGUUGCAUUAUAUUGUUCUGACUCAAUUGUCGUAAAUAGAAGGAUGGAUUUGGAAUUGGAUUGCAUUGAAAAUUUAUGGGCUGGUUUUAAGUUAAAACAUGAAUAUUUCUUAUGUGCGAUAUGUUACAGACCACCAAAUAACAGGAGUGAAGUGGUUGAACAAUUCUUUAGAAAUCUUUAAGUUUCUUUAGAUCGCAUUAUUAUGCUUAAUCCACAUUGUACCAUAGUAAUCUUAGGUGAUCUUAAUAUUAAUGUUAGUCAAAAUGAAAAUAGCGACUUGUAUGCAAAAUUGUAUAAUUUUAUGGCAGGUAAUGGUCUGGUGCAGCUGAUCAACGAACCAACACGCGUAACUAAUCAUAGCUCUGCUACUUUGGAUCUUAUUAUAACAAAUUCGCCUGGGGAUUUUGUGACUUCAGGUAUUUUAAGCCCUCCUUCCAAUUGCGAUCAUUCAUUUAUAUUUGGUAAAAUUGCUGUAACACAGCGUAAGGCAAAAAGUUUCCGUAGAGAGAUUAGACGUUUUUCCAAUGUUCAUAUUCGUAGUUUAAAUGAGGCACUCAAAAAUAAUUGUAUGGACGAUCAACUUGCGGAAACUACUAUAAUCAUUGAUAUAAAUGAGAUAUACAACAAAUGGUUUGAUGGAUUUUAUAGCGUUUUAGAUCAAUACUUUCCUCAACAAGUAGUUACUAUUAGACCUAAUGAUAAACCGUGGAUGAAUUCGAAGGUACGUCUAGCGAUACGCAAGCGAGAUCGCUUAUUACGUAAGCAUAACAGGACUAAAACUGUAUUAUCAUGGCAAAAUUACAAGCGCCAGCGUAACCGGACAACAGCAAUAAUUCGAUGUGCUAAAGCUUCGUUUCAUGAAAAAUCUAAUGAUUGGCUUUGUGAUCCUCACGGCGGUCCAAAACAAUGGUGGAGUAUAUCUCGUAAAUUGUGUGUCAAGAUGAUCUCAAAUAUCCCAGCACUUAAGGAAAAUGGAAUCGCUAUUGAGAAUCCAGUACACAAAGCCCAGAUUUUUGGCGAUCAUUUUAGUCAAACACAACUAUAUGAUAACACUACUGAAUUACCACAUUUAGUCAGCUUCCCAAGUGACAAACGUAUUGGCUUAAUUUUUGUGUCAUAUUCAGAAGUAUUAUCCAUUUUCAAAAAUAUUAAUGUGUCGAAAGCCAGUGGUCACGAUGGUAUUGGGAACAAAGUUAUUAAGGUGUGUGCCGAAGGCUUAUACGAAAGUUUUACUAAUUUCAUUAAUUUAAUGUUUUCAUCAGGCCAAUUUCCACAAUCAUGGAAACUGGCAAACGUAAUUCCCUUAUUUAAAAAAGGUAAUCGUUAAUUUAAGGUUAACUAUCGUCCUAUCUCGCUACUAUCCUCUCUUUAAAAAUUGCCGAAAGAGUAGUGUUUACUCCUUUAUACAGUUUUUUGGCUAAUAUUGGCUUUUUUUUCUACAAUCUGGUUUUCGACCAGGCCAUUCCACUAUUAAUCAGUUAACGUAUUUGGUUCAUAAAAUCCACCAGGCCUUGGAUGAUGGUAAAGAAGUAAGGGUGGUGUUUUUGGACGUUAGUAAGGCUUUCGAUCGAGUUUGGCAUACUGGUUUGCUUUUUAAAUUACAAAAGUUAGGUGUUCAAGACCCUUUAUUAAGUUGGAUAAAAAACUAUUUAUGUGACCGAAAACAAAGAGUGGUUAUGGAAGGACAAAGUUGGGAAUGGAAAUCAAUUAAUUCCGGUGUCCCGCAGGGAUCGGUGUUAGGACCGUUAUUGUUUCUAGUUUAUAUUAAUGAUAUUACAGAGGGUCGUGAAUCAAUCCCGUUGUUAUUUGCAGACGACACUGCAUUGUUAGAGAUCGUUGAUUCUCCAGACAAAUCGGCAUUUACUUUGAACAAUGAUCUAGAAAAAAUUUCAAAUUGGUCACAAAAAUGUCACUAUGAACCCUUCAAAAUGCGAAGCUAUUGUCUUUUCAGCUAA